This is a messenger RNA of Etheostoma cragini (Arkansas darter), 1279 nucleotides long. It is a transcript of the gene caly, whose product is annotated as calcyon neuron-specific vesicular protein. Lineage: Eukaryota; Metazoa; Chordata; Actinopteri; Perciformes; Percidae. Gene Ontology annotation, cellular component: membrane; endosome. The transcript has 5 exons. Gene Ontology annotation, molecular function: clathrin light chain binding. The record is from RefSeq and is a predicted model, not a curated record. Gene Ontology annotation, biological process: endosomal transport; clathrin coat assembly; G protein-coupled dopamine receptor signaling pathway. The coding region runs from base 383 to 991 and encodes 202 amino acids.
AGAUGUGAUUAUUUCCCACAGCCAAAACUCAAUUUCCUGAUCAACCACAAUCCCUGUGAGUCGCGUUAAGAUGCGCAUUCACACCGAGCUGCCAGUUUCCUCCGGAGGACGAGCAGCUCCAGGGUUGAAUUACAUGCGCAGUUCUGCCGUGAAUCACACAUCACCACGGCAACCGGCGUUCACACAGAGUCCCCGUCAGCAUCAGUGGGGUCCGAUCCCAUCAACAGAAGGCAUACCACAGAACACCACAUAUUCAGAUUUUGAGCUACAAGCAGCGCUGUCACAUUUGGUUAAAAGAACCCAGUCUGAGUAAGUCUGACCUAAGCUGUCUGUCCCUGGUCUCCAGAUCUAGCCAGGCUUUUUUUUCGACAACAGAGCAGCUAUGGUGAAGCUAGGCAGCAAUCUGUCUGAUAAACUGGAAAAGCAGCCGUCUGCGGAUGACGGCUUUGAUAACAUCCCCCUCAUCACACCCCUGGAGGUCAACCAGCUCCAGCAGCCGUUUGCGGACAAGGUCAUUGUAAAGACAUCAACACAAUAUCAGCUGCCGCAGAAGAAGAAGAACAAGCUGUAUGUGCCCAAUAUCAAGAAGCUGAAUAUCAACUUCUACAGUGAUGUUUCAGAGAAAGCCAAGAUCACAGGUCUGAUCCUCAUUACACUGGCCUUCCUGACCAGCCUGCUCCUCCUGUUGAUGUACAAAGCCAUGUGGUAUGACCAACUUACCUGCCCAGAGGGUUUUAUCCUUCAGCAGAAGCACUGCACCCCGGCAGCCCUGGAGAUGUACUACACUGAGCAGCAGCAGCAGGGGGUUCCAGGCAUCCACGACGGGGCCAACACCGGACUGUACGCCGCCCUCAGCCACCUUAACCAUGUCAAGAGGACUGGGUCGGAGCUGCCAUCGCCAUGGUUACCAGUCAUCAGUGCUCUGAAGGAGGCAGAGGUGGCCAAACAGGGCAGCGAGCCUCUGCCAGGAGGACUGGAGGGAGAGGAGUGAAGGGGCUGACAGACACGUAGGUGUUAAAGGUGGAAAUGAUGAUGGGGAGGCAGCAUAGAUUUUUGUGUCUUUCUUCCCUCGUACAGUCCAUCGAAUCACUUGUUUAUACUGGUGCUCCAAAUCUUUAAAGGUGUAACUACUGAACAUUUAAAUCAGCUAUGUAAACCACACUUUUAUUCAACUUUAAAACCAGUAAUAUUCUAUUAAUAUUUAAGAAGCUAAUACCCAACUGUGUGUAUUUGUGUGUGUGUGUGUGUGUGUGUGUGUGUUUGUGUGUGUGAGAGGGAG